AUGGGACGAAUCCCCCACAGACCGGGUGGCCCUUGGUCAGGGAUUCUCCUGGCAGCCUCCGUCCUGGGCUCCUGCCUCCAGCCGGCGCCGGCCCAGACCCCAAUGACCAUCACCUCGCCGAGCCCCGUGGUGGGAGGGGACGUCAGCCUGGCCCCGCAGCCACCACCACAGGACUUCAUGUACUGCAGCUGGUUGCGAUAUAAGACCACUGAUGGAAACCGCCAGAUCCUCACCUACUUCCCACAAACACCCCCUGUUCAGCAGAACGGCUCGGCCCACAAGGGGCGGGAGACAGCGGGGCCCAGCUGCGUCCUGAACAUCGCGGGGUUAACGCUCAAUGACACCGGGUUCUACAUGAUGGAGAUAGAGCGCCGGACUAGCUUUGUCUUCGCGAUAGA
Messenger RNA from Terrapene triunguis (Three-toed box turtle), 398 nucleotides. RefSeq names its product carcinoembryonic antigen-related cell adhesion molecule 1. Gene Ontology annotation, biological process: signal transduction; regulation of immune system process. The transcript is spliced from 2 exons. Gene Ontology annotation, cellular component: plasma membrane; cell surface. The record is from RefSeq and is a predicted model, not a curated record. NCBI's taxonomy places the organism in Eukaryota, Metazoa, Chordata, Testudines, Emydidae. Gene Ontology annotation, molecular function: protein tyrosine kinase binding. The annotation marks the transcript as partial.